GAUCUGAUUUGUGGAUUUCCCUCUGAAGUGACGUUAGGGGUUCCUACCUAGGUAGGUACCUUACAUAUCGGGCUCAUGAAUAUGGAUCGAUAUCGUGAACUUGAUGUCAACACAACUUCAAUAAGCACAGAAUGCUUUCUUCAUAGAUGCCCUUGAUGAAUGUGAUGAGCGUCAUUUCGACUUGACACGGGAAAUAAAUGGCUGGACGGAGCAAAAUCUCAAUAUUCUCAAGAUAUGUGUCGCUAGCCAACAAUAGAACGAGUUCGAAGUUGGAUUUAAGGGAUAUCCAAGUCUUUUAAUCCACAAAUGGAUGCAUGCUGACAUUGAGAGUUUUGGCAAAACCAAGCUUGAUGGGAUUGGUGACUUGUCUACUCUUGUUGGCAAGGCUCAUCUGGAUUCCCUGGCCGAAACGGUUGUUGUUAAGGCUGAAGGCGUUUUUCUCUGGGUUCGCGUGGUCCUGAAUGCCAUCGAACAAGGUGUACUCAAUGAAGAUGACUUCGAAGACCUCCAAGGAAAAGUUGCUGCCUUCCCGACAGAGUUGAAGGUCCUAUAUCAGUACCUACUUAAUUCUAUCCCAAAAUUUACCCAUCGGAAGGCGUUUGAGACGUUGAUUUUCACUUUUUACAAAGGGACUUUCCUAUUACAGUACAAGUUUCUCAGUAACUUGUUUAGGGACCCAGACUUCGCAACCAAACUGUCGAUGAAGCCGCUACCGGAAAACGAUCUCAGAAGGUAUUCAGCCAACACAACCCGCCAGAUAAAUGGUCGGUGGAAAGGCUUCCUUGAAAUUCGACCUACUGUGGAAAAGAGUUGUCAAGGCGAUGAGAUUGUAUCAUGCAUGCAUUCCACUGUCGAGGAAUUUUUCCUCCAGCCAAUACCACGAAAAUAAUCAACCCUUACGUUGAUAAUAUACAUAUGUUAGACAGGUUAUGUCAAGUGUUUGUUGCUUUUAUGAAGUCUAUAGGCACUAAUCAAUCC
Molecule: messenger RNA, 978 nt
Organism: Annulohypoxylon truncatum
Lineage: Eukaryota; Fungi; Ascomycota; Sordariomycetes; Xylariales; Hypoxylaceae
Exons: 2
Coding region: 311-889 (192 amino acids)
Source: RefSeq, a predicted model, not a curated record